Molecule: messenger RNA, 1205 nt
Organism: Photinus pyralis (common eastern firefly)
Lineage: Eukaryota; Metazoa; Arthropoda; Insecta; Coleoptera; Lampyridae
Exons: 4
Coding region: 161-1012 (283 amino acids)
Biological process (GO): neurogenesis
Cellular component (GO): cytosol; P-body
Source: RefSeq, a predicted model, not a curated record
ACUGUUUGAAUCGAAUCAGAACACUAGACUAUACACACUUACCUAACAUAAAGACAGAGUCACACCAAUCAAUUGACAAGGUAAAAAAUUAUGUAUUUCGAUUUUAGCAAACGUCUCCCACGAACCAAACGUACGUGAUCCUAAGCUGCGAGAUGCGCUGAUGAAAAUAAGAUUUUUGACACUCACUCCUCAAGAGUUUGCUGAAGGCCCGGCUGCCUCAAACUUGCUGACCGAAUCGGAGAAGUUUGCUAUUCUUAUGAAUAUAUCUUCACCAACUACUACAGUACCCAUGCCACCUGGAUUUUCGACUUGUCGAGUUCAGAGAUUACACAGCAGGAAUCCUCGUCAGUAUGAAACACUUUUUGCGGGUUCAUCUUCAAUGGAUACAUCUCGUACAUCAAUGAUAAAAUUUUACAAUCAAAGGGGAAAUGUAUCAGACUUUACAGAAGAGGGCGGUAGUGAGUUGGCAAAAAAGUUAUACUGUACACGCGUUCCGCUUUGCUUAACUGACUGUAUGAACACUAGCGUAUUGGAUUGUGCUGUGACAUUUACUUGCGAUCGAAAUGUUUGUAUCUUCGGUAUCCAAGUUCCAGCACAAGACUCUAUCGACGAUGAUCGACAACAUAAUAUUUCAUACACCGAAUUAUUGUAUGCACACCUACUUGAUGCUGAUGGUAGUCGCCUAACUUACACACACUUCACCAGCCGUGUUUCAUGCAGAUCUCUAAUUGAUAUUUCGUUCAAUCGACCAAUAUACAUUCAGAGAAAUAAGGUGUACAAGGUAGGUGUUGUAUUGCACAAAACAGGACUUUAUCCUGUUGGUUCAUACCCUAAUCAAUCAAUGUGCAAUGGAGUUGUCUUCACCUUUGGUCAAGGUCAAACUGGUGAUUCAGUGAGGGAUGGAUUAAUUCGUUCUAUCAUUUUUUCUAUGCCGGUGAAUCAGAGUACCAGCAGCAGUCAUACAUCGUACGGAAUUUCAGGAGGACCUUCCGAGCAUAACAAAUUCCCUUAAUUACGAUGAUAAUAUUUUAUUUAUAGGAAUAAUGUGUUAGACUUUCACGGACAGGGUCUACACUGAUGUUUUCUUUCAAGCUCUGGUCUUAAGCGAGGAGAAAUUCAUUAAUAGGAUUAAUGUUUAUUCAUAUGUAUUACAAUUUAUUUUUAAUUGUCUGUGUAUUUAUGAAAUACAACUCAUUUUAAAAAAA